UUCAUUUCCCCGGAACUAACUGAAUGGCUUCAAAAAACAGGAGGAGUUUCCAGCCCCUGGUGAGAAGCAAGGAAGGAGUUUUGUGUUACGCUGCCAAGAUGGAUUGGGAUUCGAUUACGAUGGCGAACCUUCAUCUGACAGCAACCGAGCAUCGCUAUUAUGGCGAUAUUUUUAUAUAUUGCUGUGAAAACGCUGACAGCGACAGCGUAUCGGUUGUUAAAGUUGCCGAACUUUUACGCUCUGCGAAUUUGCCGCGAGACGUCACGAUGAAGAUACUAGAUAUCUGCGUUGGAAUCAAAGGCACGACUCAUAUAGGUAAAAAACAGUUUUAUGCGGUCCUUAAACUGGUGGCAGCACAUCAAGCAGGACUGGAUGUUUGUAGAGAUAUGGUAACGGCUACUUUAGAUAUUAUAACUCUACCAAGAUUUACAUGGCCAACUUCUGGAGACGAGGAUGGUAGAAGGAGUACAGAUUCUACUAGAGAUAUAAAAAGUAGAUGUCAUGUACCUGAAAGUACUACGGAAAGUGAAAGCGAAGCGGAAUCUCCUAGAGAAACCGGUGGAAGUACGGAUUCUCCGACUCCGACCAAUAGUGUGACUCAAGAACGAAACGACGGAAUGUUGGGAGGCGAUACGAUAUUGGAUACUGUUUCCGGUGGCUGGCAAGGUCUUCUUAUGUCCGAAGAGCAGAGACAAUUGUUAGGUACAGAAGAGGAGAGCUCGGAACGUCACAGCAGCGACGAAGGUGAAGGAGAAGGAGAUUGCUCGGGCUUUCCUCCGGAAGAGGUGUGGAUCAUCAGCGACGAGCAGCGUGACUAUUACGCCGCUCAAUUCGCGCAAUUACAGUCUGAUCCAGAAGGACUCUUGGCCGGACCAGUAGCUCGAACAUUUUUCGAGAAAUCUAGACUUCCCGUAGCAGAACUAAGACGUAUUUGGCAGCUAGCGGACGUAACCAGAGAUGGGGCGUUAAGUUUACAAGAAUUUUAUGUAGCUAUGCACCUAGUUGUCCUCAGAAGAAAUCAUGUACCACUUCCCGAUGUUUUACCUCCGUCCUUGUCAAUUCCAUUAGUUAUGCAAACUACAAACGCACCACCCCCAGUUUCAUCGACGACAAAGUGCCAAAGCAGUCCACCUAAUUCAGUAAAUAUGAGAGAUAAGAACAAGGAAUGGACAAAAUUCGUUGACUCGCCGACCGGUACAACUACUUCUCUCACGAGUCCUGGACUGCAGUUAGUCAAUUUUGAUUUUCAAAAAUCUGCCGUCGAACGAGAUCCAAAAAUUUUACAUCCGGUAGCUCUUCGUUUAACGCCAGAGGCAGCUAUUCUGGCUUCUGGGGCCAAUGGUAGCAAUAGCAGUUGUACCACGUUAGGUGAAGACGAUUUGCAACAUUCUCCUGCAUCUUUGGUACAGCGACCGCUCGUUAAAAAACCACCACAAUCGGCCGAAGAUGCUAUAAUAGUAACUCCAAAGAAGGAACCACCACCUCCACCACCUCCUAGGCCUUAUAGAACACACGCACGAAGUUCUAGUCUCGAUCUUAACAAACUAGGGAAAAACGGUCAAAGUUUCCUCGGAGCACCUCCGCUCGUACCGCCAAGAAUUUCACCAGGAAUCACUUCACCUCGAAAAUUGGUUGGCCAAAGAAGCGAAGGGGAGGGACAAAGAACGCUGAGCGAAAGUCAAGGUUUUGUAGCUGAUUUUUCGCAUUUCUCUCCAAAGAAUGAAUUACCUGAAAAUCCCUCGAUGGAGAAUAGUAUUCCACAGUCUCAACAAUUUACGGGGGUCUGUGGUGCAUUUCAUAUUUAUAGGAAACCCAGUCCAAAACGAGAGCUCGGGGAAGAAGAUUCUGCGAAAGAUGAUCCCGAAGAUGGUAAGAAAUUAACUUUGCAAGAAUUGCGAGAAAAGAACGCAGAACUUCGAUUAGUUUGCGAAGAAUUGACGCGUGAAUUAGCCAGCGCUCUUCAAGAACGUAUAAAUCUUCGUGCGAAACUCAUGCUUUUGGUCUGAUCCUUCCAUCUGUUUUUUCUCGUACAUACAUUCGAAGUACCGUUUUCCAUUCUUCAAUGUAAACUCAUGUAUUUAAUAUGUCGUACCUAGUCUAGAAUUGAUCUUCUUUCGACGGUAUAAUUAUAUGUAUAUCUGUGAAAGUCAAUUGUGCGAAUGAAAGAUAAAGGCUCGAACAAAAAUCAUGUUGCGGUAGUUCCGCUUUUUCUACAAUAAUUGGAGUUACUAUUUCCUGUUGUUGCAGGAUCCUACAGUGCAAAGAUAUAUAUAUAUAUACAUACACACAUAUAUACACUUUUAUAAUGUUACGCAUCGAUAACUAAGACGCCAAGUUCUUGAUUACAUUUAGGUGAGCGUCUCUUUCUUUUUUCGAUGGAAUCUUAUGGAAACUAUUCAUUCUUUGUAUCGUGGAUGUAAAAGCUAUUUAGCUUUGCAAUUACACCCACUAAAGUUUUAGUGUCGCAAAUCGUCAAUCAUCUUUAUUUCAAAACAUCUGUCGACUCCCUAAACCGAUCAAAUGAUCUUUGUAUAUUGAUAAAUAUCUCCAAACAAGAAAUUAUUUAUUAAAAGACAUAAUAGUCUUAGCUUCACAUUUAUUGUACACUGCAAAACUAGAUAUUCAUUAAAAAGACGUACGAUAAACGCGUACAAGCGUAGUCAUUGUCUUCGCAUAGAAACUUGUGUGCGUCCAACAAGUCGUAUUGUAUGUGUAUUUAAAUUACGAUAAUAGACUGAAACGUCAAAGUAGACACGUCAAGUGGUAAAACCUCUAAUGGUAAAAAUAAAUUUGAGAACACGCAGGGGACCUUAUGCGAAGAGUAUUAACGAUCACGUUUGUACAUUUUUAACAACAAAGUCAACUUGUAUUUUCGUAUCGCUGUACAAUCAAAUUUUUCACUGCAUGAGGUACAACUUAGUAUUGAGAUACUAAGAAAAGUCUUACUAAAUCGUGUUUUACUUCGUGAUAGCUAUUGUAUUAUAUAAGUAUUUUAGGCAUUAGACAGAAUUAGACAAAGACAUGAGAGAGAGAGAGAGAGAGAGAGAGAGAGAGAGAGAGAGAGAGAGAGAGAGAGA
This is a messenger RNA of Vespula pensylvanica (western yellowjacket), 3077 nucleotides long. It is a transcript of the gene Reps, whose product is annotated as ralBP1-associated Eps domain-containing protein 1. Gene Ontology annotation, biological process: endosomal transport; endocytosis. Gene Ontology annotation, cellular component: plasma membrane; cytoplasm. The coding region runs from base 24 to 2006 and encodes 660 amino acids. The transcript is spliced from 5 exons. The record is from RefSeq and is a predicted model, not a curated record. Gene Ontology annotation, molecular function: calcium ion binding; protein binding. NCBI's taxonomy places the organism in Eukaryota, Metazoa, Arthropoda, Insecta, Hymenoptera, Vespidae.